This is a messenger RNA of Mycetomoellerius zeteki, 700 nucleotides long. It is a transcript of the gene Obp1, whose product is annotated as odorant binding protein 1. The coding region runs from base 79 to 498 and encodes 139 amino acids. Lineage: Eukaryota; Metazoa; Arthropoda; Insecta; Hymenoptera; Formicidae. Gene Ontology annotation, molecular function: odorant binding. Gene Ontology annotation, biological process: sensory perception of smell. The transcript is spliced from 6 exons. The record is from RefSeq and is a predicted model, not a curated record.
ACCAGCGUGGAUGAUACAUUUUGCCUUUGAAAAGUGACAUAUCGAGGUUCAAGCGAGCGAGCAAGCAAACAUACGACAAUGCACGUGUCAGUGAUCCUCGGCGUAGUGUUGCUACAGGCGAUUUACGUGUCCGCCGGGCCACCUGACUGGAUCCCCGCGGAAAUGUUGGAGAUGGUUCAAGCUGACAAGGAACGGUGCAUGGCCGAACACGGAACGUCUCAAGUGCUUAUCGAUGAAGUUAACGAUGGGAAGCUCUCGAAUGACCGUGCUAUAACGUGCUACAUGAACUGCCUUCUCGAUGCCUUCAGCUUGGUCGAUGAAGAGGGUGAUUUGGAAGUUGACAUGCUGAUAAGCGUUAUUCCAGAUCAAUUUCAAGAGAUAGGUAACAAAAUUUUGAACAAAUGCGCUAAGCAAGACGGCGCGGAUGCAUGCGAAAAAAUCUACGAAGUGGCGAAAUGCGUCCAAGGAACUGUACCAGAGUUGUGGUUUAUGGUUUAAUUCGACACAUGGGAGAAGAGUUUGCUCCACAAGCACAUGCGACGAUGUUCUCCAAUAUAUCCCACGUUACAAAGUAAAACAAUUCGCUCGCGGAGAAUAAUAAAGAACAAAGAAGUAGCAUAUAGGGAUAUACGAAUUACGUAAAUUUCAAAAAUGUGAUUUGUAUAAUAAUAAUAGUAAGUAAUUAUUAUGAACACGCUGU